Messenger RNA from Eublepharis macularius, 489 nucleotides. RefSeq names its product cathelin-like. The coding region runs from base 1 to 489 and encodes 162 amino acids. NCBI's taxonomy places the organism in Eukaryota, Metazoa, Chordata, Lepidosauria, Squamata, Eublepharidae. The record is from RefSeq and is a predicted model, not a curated record. The transcript has 4 exons. Gene Ontology annotation, cellular component: extracellular region. Gene Ontology annotation, biological process: defense response.
AUGGAGAGCCGUUUCGGGAGGGUCCUGCUGUUUGCCACAGCUUUGUUCGCCUCCACACGGCAUGCUCAGAAGCGAGUCUUGGGCUUUGAAGAAGCCGUGUCGCGUGUUGUUGAAACCUACAACCGAUUGGAAGAGCGAACUUCUCCCUUCCGGCUUCUCAAAGCUGCUGCUCCGCCGGAGUGGGAUGCCAUACCUCAAGGUUCUCAGCGAGAUCUGAAGUUGACCGUUAAAGAAACGGUCUGUGAUGCGCAUCAGGGAACGCCCACGGAGGAAUGUGAUUUCAAAGACGGAGGUCUCGAGAAAUUCUGCUCUGGAAUGUAUACCUUUGAGCAGAGCUCUCAUUUCAUAUUUGCAAGGUGUGACGAUGCUGAGAAGGAGCUGGAUCCCAAUACCAGAGGCACCUGGGAAAUUUUAAAGAAAAAAUUAAUCAAGAAAUUCCGCAAAGGUGGGGAGAAAUAUGAUUCAUCCGUAGCAGUGACUAUCGAAUAA